GUCGGUUAUUAGUGAACGCGUGGAGAACAUCCAUUCAUUUAUUUACCUACAUACCUAAACCAUAGUAUUUCAUUUUAGAAAAAAUAAAGUUUAUAAAUACUUGAAGGUUUGAAAUAAAAUCUCCAUCGCUGUACAGUUUACUUAUUUACCUUUUUUUUCGUUUUGUUGGAUUUAUUUGAGUUUAUUUGGACUUAUUGUGUACAGCAUCAGUGUAAACAACAGAAUAGAUAGAUCUGGUUUCGGGAAUUAAAAGAUGUGGACAAAUGCAAAAGAUUUGACUUGAAAAGUUGAAAAAAGCGAGCAAACAUACAAAAAACAAAAAGAUAAAAAUAAUAAAAAUGAAAGUGAAUAUUUACAUUUUAGGUAUUUUAUGUGUGACAUUGACAUUGCAACACACAGAAGGUCAAGGUGACGAUAUCGCGAAAUGGGUGGAGGACGAUUGCCGAAGAACGCUCCGGGAGGCUACGGACAUUUCAAUCAGAUCCCCGACUCCUCCGAAACUUUCCGGACACUGGACGUCAUCUAGUUGUGAGACAAGACCAGGUCCAGAGUUUGUUUUGAGGAAAUAUUUAUUUCGACGGAACAGUUUCCAGAGUCAGAUAUUUUACUAUGAGGACGAAAAUUGUCAGCGUCCCUCUCAUUCUAUUAAUGCUAAGGGGUCAGUGAAAAUUACCCGACCCUCGUGGAGGACCCCCGGGGCAUAUGAAACCAGAUAUACAUUGUCAGAUAUUUCAGUCAUUCCAUAUUCUCAAGAAAAUGCGGAACUAUUUGAGAAGCUUAUGGUGCGAUACUGCAAACAAUCUGAAGUCACUUUUGUGCUUCCGUACAAAAAAUUCCCAAUUUUCCAGUUUACGAAAUAUAGUAAAAACAAUAUAAAUAAUGACUUUAUUGAAAGAGAUUUUGACUGUGCUAAGAUAUUUAAUUUUACAAUGAAUGAACUGCAGCUAGUCAGGGUAGAGAAAAGAAAAAUAAACUCGGGUCAUAAAAGUGAUAUUACAAGUAAAACACGUGCAAAAAGUGAACUAUUUUUAGGUGAUAUCAGUACGAAUAUGAAAUACAGAAGGCAAUAUGUACCAACUCACUACCAGACGCCGCUCGUGAAGUCAAAGACGAAGGGAUGUCACGUGUGUCGUGUAAUUACUAACGCUACUCAUACGUCACCGCCGAGACUAGACAAACCUGCAUCUAUCGAAGUUGGCAUAUCUGGCGAAUGGGUCAGCCAGAGGUGUGAAACCCGACCAAAUGGUCAAUACCUGACAAGAUAUUUGUCGUUUCUAUCGAGCGGGAAGUCCUGGCAGGGCGUGUAUGAAUUCUUCAAAGAUCCUCUCUGCUCGCAGUCAACUUUCAAAAUAGAGGUCAAAGGAACAUAUGCCAAAGGUCAUAGGUCAGAUAUAAUAAAGUCUGCGUAUCAUUAUAUUUUCAAAACUUCGAGGUUAAAAGUAACGCCGCUGGACUUCCAUACAGUCAAUUAUUUGAAUAGUUACUAUGGAAACGAGUGUGGUAAUCCGGGUACGUGGAAGCUUGGCGUGACUCAAGAUGUCACGGACACAAACGGAUGUGCCACACUUGGCAUAACGUUACCCAAUGUGGAAUAUGAGUUAAUCAAAACAGAAUACAAGGGUAGGAAAAGUUUCAUGUUUGCAGGGCAAAGACCUAGUGACUACGUAUCCCUGGCAACGCCUAAAAACAGGCCGACCUCGUUCCAAAGUCCACUUGUUAAAUGUGGCGCCAAAAAUGACGUUUCAGACAACUCGAUACCAGUUUUUAAACAUUUAUCAGGUUACAGUACGGACGACCACGAAAUUGAAGCUAGUACGGGUACAGUUUUUAAACCAUCUAUUCUUUUGGUGGUUUUAAGCAUUUAUUUCUUUUGGUAAAUAUAUUAUAUUGUCGCCAGUAAAACAUUCAGUCCUCACAUUGUAUAUACAUGUAAUAUUUUGUGUGUGAAAUAAGCACGAUCAUAAUUUAAAAAUAGUCGAAAAUUUCUCAGUAUUAGUAAACGUUUAUAAUAUUAGUUAUAAUGAUUUUAUGACAUGUUAUAUGGCCUUACAUAAACGGUUGUUUACAUUAUAUAUAACCCGAGCCGUUUAUAUAUCGCCAAAUAAUCUGUCAAAACUCUAUAACGAAUUUAUAAUACUGCAAGCUUCUUUUAUAAGAGAAAAUAUGAAAAUGAUUUAUGAAUCGACUGCAACCGUCUAUAUUAAUUAUAUAAAAGUCACGACUAUCCAAUGGAAUCGACACGAGAAACUUGCAGUAUUAUAAGGCUAAAAUGUGUGUGCAUAAUUCAAGUCACUACUUAUAAUACCUUUUGCAUAGAAUGAUUUUAGCAUCAUCACGUCGUUUCGAUUAAAUAAUAAGUUGAACUUUAAAAAAAUUAUUUCCAAUGUAAGGCGCACUAAAAUAGCAUAAUAAGGUUGUUAUAAUAAGAAUUAUGAUACUUGAAAACAAAAUCAGACUUUAUCUUUAAAAGUAUUAUUCUUUAAAAGGCAAACCAUUUUCCUAGUAAAUACAUGUAAUUUAAAAUUAUCAGCACAGAUUCAAAAUAUCGUUUGCGAGCCUUUGUAACUUUGUAACAUUAUUCUAUUUUAGAGUUAAUACAUGCUCAUAACUGACAUAUGAGAUGUUGAAAUUAUAAUUUAACCGCCCUUCCCCUGCUAGAACCGGAAGUGAUCAGUCUCUGCCGCCAGCGAGUAUCGCACCUGGUCAGACUGCACCUCCAUGCAGUCUGACCAGGCUCCAUUCUGACAGUAGCUUUAUUCUUAAAGUCACUUCAACUACAGUAUAUAAAAAUUUAGUGCUUUCAUAUUGAUAGCAGUUUUAUAGACAGUGAAUUAAAUACACCAUAAUAGGACAAGCCAAUAAUCAUAAUUGCAACAGUCAACGUGAAUGUUAGAUUAACGGUCAACUUUCAUUCAAAAUUGAUUAAACUCUUGCACAGAUACAUUUCAUCUUAGAUUAAUAAAAUGGCUUUGUCGGUACGGAAAUAUACAAUUUGCACACUUCCCUUCACCGAGAGACAAACAUAAUUUUAUCAAUGUUAGAAACUUAUUUUCGAAGUAAGAUCUUUAUUUGGCACGUUUUGUUACAUGUACAAACGUACGAGUGUAGUUCAUCUUUGAGAAAACUCAUAUUUUUCCGGUAUUAGCCAAAAAUCAAAAUGUUCUUUUUUUUUCUUUUUCGACUUUCGUGUUCAUUGUACUUGUAAUCAUUUAGUGUUCAUAAAACAUUACUUUCAUUCAAUUUUCCAUUUUUAACCCCAUUUUAAUCCUUAUUUUUCAUUAUUUUAUAUCAACAUUAGUUGAUCAUCUUGUUAGGUGUGUAUAAUUAUGUUAAUCAUUUGUUUUUCUUUGUUUUCAUGGAAAUCCAAAAAGAGAUAAAUUUUAAACAUUUUAAGAUUUUAUUUUGUACUGGAGAUUAUUACACAGGGUAAUGCUGCAGAAUGUCAUUUUCAAUUGUUUUUGUUACAUGAGUAGAAAUAUCGUUUCAAACAUACCAUGAUUUUCUUUUAAGCUGGGAAUUAUAUAAACAUUUUGAGUUUCGUACACAUCUGUUUUGUAAUUUUCUGAAUACGGAUUUUGAACAUAUGAGGAAAGCACUGUCAUUUGAUAAAACUAUUAAAGGUAAAGCAAGUGGUACUUUGUCUUCCAAAAAAGUAUUUAAUCACUUUAACAACUUGAUUUAUGACCAAAUUUACCAAAACGACAAAAAUGGCUCAGCUUUAAGGCCAAUAGGUACCAUUUUCGAAACUGUAAAUUAAAUUCUUUUAAGAAAUGAAGAUUACAGCAUAUUAGAUCUUAAUGGGACUUUAAACAAAGUAUAAUAUUCAUCUUUAUAACCAUUGUGCAUUUACAUUUGUUCAUAAUUACUUUAAUUUGCUAUUCUACACUUUUUAAUAAACGUAGGCAGGUAUUCAUUUUGGCUUGGUUGAAAGAAGACGAUAAAGGUCUUCCAUACAUUUUCCCGCCCUUUUAAAAAAUAAUAUUAAUUGUUGCUCAAACACGCCCCAUUCAAUAAGCCAGUUAUGAAGUGCUUUUGAUGCAUUUCUUAUAUAAUACCUCUGAAGAUUAGACGAGAAUGUAUAUAUUUAUAGUACUCUUAUAUUAUAUUUGUACAUGUAUGUAUUUAUGUAAAUAAAUAUAUAAAAACUAAA
Ruditapes philippinarum (Manila clam) is the source of this 4150-nucleotide messenger RNA. RefSeq names its product protein APCDD1-like. The record is from RefSeq and is a predicted model, not a curated record. The coding region runs from base 339 to 1877 and encodes 512 amino acids. The transcript is spliced from 4 exons. Gene Ontology annotation, biological process: negative regulation of Wnt signaling pathway. Gene Ontology annotation, cellular component: plasma membrane. Lineage: Eukaryota; Metazoa; Mollusca; Bivalvia; Venerida; Veneridae. Gene Ontology annotation, molecular function: Wnt-protein binding.